AUGCUCCUUGAGGACUUUGUCAGACUGUAUGAAAACAACCGAUAUGGAAUUCAAAAGUACGUUCUUCUCAAAGAGUUGAAGGGUAAUGUACCAGGAUAUCAUGAUCCAGCGUCGGUGUCACAAGCGCUGACAUCGUACGUCACAAAGCCAUCUUUUACCUUGGAGUACCACCGCAGUUCAUCUUCCGCCGCUGGAUACCAUGAAGCGUUCAUCGAUUUCGUUAUUACAGAAGAUACUCCACAUUCCAUGAAUAGCCGCUGCUCAGCUUUAUCUGGUUAUGUGAGCAAUAUUUUCAUCUGUGAUACGGAUGGUGUAAAUAAUCGUGUCAACUGUCCAAUCGAAUUCUUGCCCACUGUGGCGGGAUAUAAUCCGUCCUUCUCGCGGCAAUGCACGAAUCGGCCGGCUACUUCACCGCCUUAUUAUUAUUAUUCGUCCACGCCUAAUUACUGGAAUACGCAAAGCAGUCAUGACAAUGGUUUGGGCCCCGGCGCCAUUACGGGAAUCGUCAUGGGCUGCGUGUGUUUUGUCGUCUUCCUCAUUGUCGUUGUUGCCGAGGUUUGCGCCAGACGAAAGAUAUCGCGCAACCGACCCAUCGUUCCGACAUCGACAAGAGGCACCUUGCAAACCAGUCGGCCUAUUGUAGCCGAUGCGCCUGUUUUUGCUGUCGGACCCACUCCGCCAUUUAUGGGAGCUCCGCCUUCUUAUGAAGAAGUUACUGCAUCACCGGCACAAGGCAGCGUUCCUAUGCCUCAGCCGCCAAUACCAAAAUUUUAAUUGUAUCCUAUGCUCACCCAAAACUGCUUGCAAAUUUACCAUCUGUGAUAUUAGUAAUUACAAAACCUAAAGAUCUCUGUGAUGUGCAAACUAUGUGUAUCAUUUUGUAUGCCACUGUAUUAGCUGUACCUUCGUCUUCAACUGCGUAAUUUAAGUCAGCUGAUUUCUUAGCGCCUCGAAAUUUCGUAGAGGUUAAUCUAUUUUCGUGGUAG
This is a messenger RNA of Paramacrobiotus metropolitanus, 986 nucleotides long. RefSeq lists its product as uncharacterized. The coding region runs from base 1 to 774 and encodes 257 amino acids. The record is from RefSeq and is a predicted model, not a curated record. The transcript has 4 exons. Lineage: Eukaryota; Metazoa; Tardigrada; Eutardigrada; Parachela; Macrobiotidae.